CUUCACUAUUUAUACACUCUCCAUUCCCAUCUACCUUCCAAUAAAACAGAGGAAAACAGAGAAAUGACUUCACCACUUACGCAUACCAUGAAGUUGGGUUCACAAGGUUUAGAAGUAUCGGCUCAAGGUUUAGGAUGUAUGGGAAUGUCUGCUUAUUAUGGUCCUCCAAAACCUGAGGAACAAAUGAUACAGCUAAUUCACCAUGCUGUUAAUUCUGGUAUCACUUUUCUCGACACUUCCGACUUUUAUGGACCUCAUACUAAUGAGAUCCUUAUCGGAAAGGCUCUCAAAGGAGGGAUUAGAGAAAAGGUACAAUUGGCCACUAAAUUUGGGAUUAAAAUCGUUGAUGGUAAGAUUGAGGUUCAUGGAGAUCCUGCCUAUGUGAGAGCGGCUUGUGAAGCUAGUUUAAAAAGGCUUGAAGUCGAAUACAUCGACCUUUAUUAUCAGCAUCGGAUUGAUACUCGUAUUCCUAUUGAAGUAACGAUGGGGGAACUUAAAAAACUUGUUGAGGAGGGAAAGAUUAAAUACAUUGGUUUAUCAGAAGCAUCUGCAUCGACUAUCAGGCGAGCACACGCUGUCCAUCCCAUAACUGCCGUGCAAAUGGAAUGGUCUUUGUGGUCACGAGAUAUUGAGGAAGAAAUUGUGCCUACUUGCAGAGAACUUGGAAUUGGGAUUGUUCCAUAUAGCCCUUUAGGUCGUGGAUUCUUUGCAAUGGGGCCUACGAUGGUAGAAUCCUUUGAAGGUGAUCAUCGAGAGAAUCUGCCAAGAUUCCAAGCAGAAAACAUGGAGCAUAACAAACAAAUAUAUGAAAGAGUGAGUGAAAUGGCUGGAAGAAAAGGGUGCACCACAUCACAACUAGCUCUAGCAUGGGUUCAUCAUCAAGGAAAUGACGUAUGCCCAAUUCCAGGAACAAGCAAGCUAAACAAUCUAAACCAAAAUAUUGCAGCCUUAUCAGUCAAACUUACUCCUCAAGAAAUGGCUGAACUUGAGUCUUAUGCAUCAGCUGAUAAAGUUAAGGGUCAUAGAGCAUGGAACCCUACUUAUUCUUGGGAGAACUCAGACACUCCCCCGUUGUCUUCUUGGAAGAAAUAGGCACACAUAUGUUGUCUUCUUUUGAAUUUAUAAAGUUCUUACCGGUGUAACAUAAUUCGUCAGUUAAAUCGCUUUCUGAAUUCACGAUUCGCUUAAAAUCACACUAAAAUAACCCAAAACUGACCACAAGCGCUUUUUUUUAUUCGCAAUUCGCAAGGAGAUUAGUGAAUCAUGUGAUAGUGGUUCUUAUUUUAAUUUACAUUAUAUUGCGAUUUUAAUGAGACGAAGGAGUAUGAGUGUAUCUUUAUAAAAGCAUGUGAGAUGAAGUAAUUUUAAUGUGUUAUACAAUGUGUAAUUUUCUCAAGAAGUCAAAUUGAUUGCAAUAAUUUCUAAGUUUAUUGUUGUAAAUUUUUAUAUUCAAAUUAAUUGUCUUCAAAUGAAUCAAACAAAUUUCAUGGGCU
Amaranthus tricolor (Joseph's coat) is the source of this 1493-nucleotide messenger RNA. Its product is annotated as auxin-induced protein PCNT115-like. Lineage: Eukaryota; Viridiplantae; Streptophyta; Magnoliopsida; Caryophyllales; Amaranthaceae. Bases 64 to 1092 code for a protein of 342 amino acids. The transcript is spliced from 5 exons. Gene Ontology annotation, cellular component: cytoplasm. The record is from RefSeq and is a predicted model, not a curated record.